AUGAUGCCGGAGCUGAGCCCCGCACCGAACAGCAUCUGCUACACCUCGGUGAUCUCUGCCUGUCAAAAGGGAGAGCAGUGGCAGCUUGCGAUGAAGGUCUACAACGCCCAGACCUCUUCGAGCAUCACACCAGAUGUCAUGUGCUACGUUGCUGCGAUCGCUUCCUGCGAGAAGGGUGCCCUGUGGCAGGAAGCUGUGCAUAUUUUUGAGCAGCAGCGGCGUGCGGGGCCUCCCAACGCCAUCAGCCACAAUGCCACCAUCAGUGCAUGUGGUAAGGCGUCCGAGUGGCAGAUGGCGUUGCAGCUCUUCGCUGCCAUGUCGACCGCAUCACUGCAGAGGGAUCUCGUUAGCUUCAGCGCAGCAACCACCGCUUGUCAAAAUAGCUCCCAGUGGCAGCUCGCUGGGGCUCUUUUCCAGGCCAUGGAGGAGUCCCAGAUCUGCCCCGACACGAUCAGCUGCAGCGCCUUUCUCAAGGCCUGCGCCCGAUCCCAGACCUGGCCAAGGGCCCUCGAGGUCCUGGCCUCCAUGUGGGAUCGACGCAUCCCAGCAAACGUCAUCAGCUACAGCGCGGCCAUCAGUGCGUGCGAGGCCUGUUGGCAAUCAGCCAGCGGUUCUUGA
Messenger RNA from Symbiodinium necroappetens, 618 nucleotides. The record is from the annotation of a GenBank genome assembly. NCBI's taxonomy places the organism in Eukaryota, Dinophyceae, Suessiales, Symbiodiniaceae.